This is a messenger RNA of Aethina tumida (small hive beetle), 4877 nucleotides long. It is a transcript of the gene dome, whose product is annotated as cytokine receptor. The record is from RefSeq and is a predicted model, not a curated record. The coding region runs from base 287 to 3727 and encodes 1146 amino acids. Gene Ontology annotation, molecular function: protein binding. The transcript has 14 exons. Lineage: Eukaryota; Metazoa; Arthropoda; Insecta; Coleoptera; Nitidulidae.
CAUAACACAACACCUUCCAUCACUGAGCGUAAAUAGCACCUAAAAUGAAGUCGAAAUAUUGUGUUAAAAAACUGGAUAACUCAAAGAAAAUGUGCUAAACGGAAUGUUUCAGGUGUAGUGAAGUGAAAUUGAUAAGUGCGGGCACUAGUGAUUGGUGAUUGGGACCGUGAUGAGAUCGAAAACUUUCCAAUAACAGCUAAAGUCUAUGAACGCAUACGUAUUAUCAAUUCCUAGUAUUCGGUUUUGAGAAUGGUGCAUCAUAAAUUACCUAACAACUGAAGACAAUAUGGGGCAUAUUGUCCAGUAUUUAUUUAUAACAACAGUUUUAUUGGGCGUCACUUAUGGGUCACAUUUUCCCAAAUGCAAAGCUAUACAAUCAACGAUUGGAUACACCUAUCCCCAAGGUGAUAUAAUAAUUGAACGUGGAUCUACUUUAAAUAUAACAUGUACCAUCAACCGUACGUUAUACAGCGAUGAAAGACUUGUGUUCAGAAGAAAUAAAUCUGUACUUGAUGAUGACCUAGUAACAAAAAUUAGCGACAGAAGCAUACAACUCAUCAUAGAGAAUGCCCCUGCCACCAAAGAUGACAUGUAUAGUUGUUUUCUCACUGGGAAAAAUAAGGAAAAGGGGUCGCUUAUAUGUUUGAACUCAGUUACUGUUGGAGUGGCUCCAAGCAACGUCACCGAUUUUCAAUGCAUCGGUUACAAUUUCGACAAUUUCACCUGUACAUGGACGGCUCCAAUGACCUACGUGCCAAGCCAAGAAUCCAUAUCCAUGAAAUUCAAUUCAUUCAUCUACAACACGUCUAUCCAAAAGAACGGAACGAAGAGGUCAAUCUUCCUCAGCUCAUCGACCCAACCGUACUACAGACUGGGCUACGAAAAUUACAGCUUCAAACUGAACAUGUCGAAUGAAUUCGGCUCGUGGAAUCAGAACUUCACAAUCGAUCACUUCGCCAGAGUUAUUCCGAAUCCUCCGGUGCGUUUGACCGUGCUGUCGGUCACGACGACGUCCAUCAUGAUGAACUGGUCGAUACCGGAGACCAUGCGCAAUUUGGAGUGCGGCAUUCACCACAGGGUGCUCUACCAAUGCGACUUCGCACCGACUAGUUGGACGUUCGGCACCCUUAUAACGACCAACCCCAAGGAACAUUGGAAGACCUUCAACCUGACCGGCAUUCCGUAUCCUCACUCCAUGUGCGACGUCCGGGUGUCUUUGAGGUCCGCCGCUGCGGAUCCAAACGACGAGUCGAUGUGGUCCCGCAACGCUUCGUUCACUCAACGUACUGCAAGUACUUUGCCGAGAGAACCUCCAGCAACCAACGUCGGCGGUUUCGACAUGUCAGGCUCCGAUUUCUAUAUGUACUGGGGCAGCGUUAAGGACGCAUACAGAAACGGAGACAAAUUCAAUUAUGUCGUCACGUCGCCGGAGGUUUCGAUUAAUCACACAACAACCAAACACUAUUUCCAUUCUAAGAACUUGUCGAGCGACCGCAGCUACACGUUCUACAUAUGGUCCCAGAAUUCGGACGGCUUUUCCAAGAACAAUUCCACGUUGUACAUACCAAAACUGAAGGAUCGUGUCAAGAAGCCUACUGAUUUCACCAAGAGUGAACUGAACGACGGGAGGUACAAGCUUAAGUGGAAGAGGCCCGUUUUGGCCCCGGGACAGGAGCUGAUCAGCUACACGAUAUUCUGGUGCAAGGACGAACGCGAUCGUCCUUAUCAGUGUACCGGUGACCUGCAGUGGAAGAUGAUACCGCCUACUAAUGAAGCGUACGAAAUAACCCUGGAGAGCAGUAAAAUCUAUCAGAUGGCCAUCUCUGCCAACACAUGGAACAGUAGCAGCGGCAUGGUGUGGGCGGACUGUACCGUCCUGUCUACGGGCAGGCCGAAGCUGACCGGCAUAUACUUCGAUAGGUUGGGCGACACCUGGAUGGGCGUUAAGUGGUUGUGGGGAUGCGGUAGCCUGAACGACGGGAACGAGACCUACGUUAUCGAAUACUGCCCAAUCAAGUCGCCCAUGUUACAAGAAUGUAAAGAACCGGAAAACGAGACUCUGAAGCACAUGGUCUUCAACAAUACACAUACUUCUGCCCAGCUAGUUAAUUUGAUGCCGUACACAACCUACAAGGUGAAUGUGUACCUCCAAUCUGGCGACGAGAAAUUGUUACAAAACGAAAUGCCUCUGUACAACACGACACUGGAGGCUGCACCAAAAUUCUCUCCGUAUGUUAAAGUACUAGAAGUUACCAAUUCGUCUAUAUCCAUUAACUGGACGGAACCUGAUCCAUUGACGACCAACGGUAAACUCAAGUAUUACCACGUUUCACUCAACAACAAGACAGUCGAUGUACAAUCAUCUGUGACUUCGUUUAAUUUUACUAAUCUGGAGAGUUACAAGAACUUCAGUAUAGCUGUGAGUGCUUGUACGGUUCAGUGUUCCACAGUGUCUCGUUACGUAAAUGUGAUUACAGAGAUGGGAAUUCCCGGAGACAUUGAAGACAAACCAGUAAUGACGUUCCAAAAUCACUCAUACACUUCCAUAAUUUGGGGUGAACCUAUCCCUCCAAGAGGCAAAAAUGAGUAUUAUGAAGUAAAAUUGAAGAAAAAAGCGGACGACUACGAGAACAUAGUAAACGUGACUAGUCGUCAGUAUAACUUCAGCAAUUGUCAGGACUACGACGCGUAUUUGGUGUCUGUCAGAGCUGUAAAUAUUAUUAACAAUACUGCGGUCAAAGGGCCUUGGAGCAAACCACUCGAAACUUAUUGCCAAGUCAAGGGGAACUACUUUAUAUACAUAAUUAUUGUCGUUAUUGUAUUCGCCUUAUUUUCCAUGUUAUAUUUAGUCAGAUGGGGAUAUGUGAAAAUAAUAGUAAUGAAAAAUGUGGAGGUGAAGUUGCCACCUGGAUUGGCUCCGGUCGUCCAAAACGACUUGGUGCCCUGGCAGUCCGGAAAGCAUCCGGAGGAACACACCAGGUUCCCACCGAAGCCGGCCGACGAGGAGAUGCUCCUGUCGAAAAUCAAGGAGAACACUCCAAUCAGCGCAGACACAAGCGGCUGCAGCUCAGCCCACGAAAGUGUCACGUCGUCUUUAGAAUCCGCUCACAUUUCCAGCGCCGACUCUGGAACUGAUCAGAAGGAUAACGAGGAAGCCGCUCAGAAUUCGUUGAGGAAGCGUAACUUCCCAACUAAAGCUUCGUCAGGUUACGUGUUGCCAGAGAACGCAACGGGCUGGGCGGCCAAGCCGGCCGUGUCGUCAAGCAGUUACUGCAAAGUCGGCGAGCCCUUGCCCAAGAAGGAGGAGUCCCCUUACGUGCCCCUCGACAAGGCAAUGGAGGUGAAAACGUCGCCGAUAGGUUCGACGCCCAGCACGCCGCUCAUCAGCAGCGACCUGAUGAUGAAGAAUCUGUUAACCAUGCCGGAGGUGCAGCCCAGCCCGAAGUCCGGCUACGUCGUCACGACAAUGGGUGCACCGAAGGACGUUGUCGCCGACUUGAUGAGUAACACGACCCCUACUGAGGAGAUGCAGAUGCCCCACUACGUGCAGGCUGCCGACGCCAUCAGUAGUAUGAAGAAUUUUGCGUGGCCCCACGCACCCGAAACGCCCAAGACUGGGUACGUCAGCGUAGGAGACGCCCCUCCGCCGACGAAGGUGCCCUUGGAACAGACCAGGGGCUAUGUGCCUCACAGGCACUUCGAGGGGAAGUCCUUUAAGAAGGAUUAAACGACGCACCAACUGAUUUUUGGUGGAGUGCUUUUUAUUUAUCAAAUGGACACGAAGUUGAAAUAAUUUUAGAUGCAUUUUAUUCUAAAAUUUAUUUUGUUAAGUAAACUUAGUGGUUUAAAAAUAGUGUCAUAAAAACCCUAUUCACUAACUAGUAGUGCAGAAUUUAGAUCUCCCAUUAAUAUAACACCAAGAUGGAAUGUGUGGAAAGAGUCCAGGUCCCAGAAAUUUGUUAUUGUGUUUUAGUUUUUAUUAGACAUUUGAUAUUAGGUUUUAAAAUUAAGGAUAAUUUCUCUCAAAAUCUUGGUUUUCUCAUAUUUUACUCUUUAGUGAACUGGGUAUAUAUUUAACAUAUAUUAACUUUCUUCAUUAAUUUUAAAGAUUAUUUUAUUUUUAUACCAUAUUCUGUUAUACUCGUGGCCGUAUGGAGGGGGAUAAUUCCCCCUGCAUACGUCCACGACUUAUCUGUACAUAUCAUAUUUCGAUCAUUUUUAAAAUUGUACAUAUUUUUAACUUUAUACUAAUAAAUUUCAAUGCACAGAUUUAUAUGAAACAAUUGUGGUAAUUCAAAAAAGUUAAUUUCUGCUUUAUAUAAUAAUGAAUUGAGAUAAGUUAAUUUUUUGCAGAAUUACCAUUUCAUAAGCGACUGAGAGACUGUAUGAAGUGCUAAUAUGUACCGUCUGUACCGACUUGCCAGCUAUUUAAAUAAUUAUUUACAUUUAUUGAAUCGUAUUUCUGUAAUUACACUUUUUUAUUGAUUGAUCUUUUAACUAUGAAUUUCAAUAAUAAUAAUUUGUCAUUUUUGAUCAGUGAUAGAAGACAGUGCCUCAACGAAAAGAGAUUCUUAUAUAGACAAUUUGGAUAAUAUUUGUGUAUUAAAUUUUUUUUGUUUAAGUUUACGAGUGUAAAGCAGGUGUAUGGGGUAAUUAAUAUUUUACAUGGAUUUUAUAAAGUUAUAGUAAAUUAUCCGAUAAGUGUUGAGCAGCAAUUUUAGUAUCUGUGAUAUUCGAUGGAAAUUUUAAAGAAUAAAUCCCGUAUAUAUAUCUGCUGAAUCAUGAAACUGUCAAAUCUGCUUCUUAUUUAUCAAAGAGUACAUAUAAAAUCAUCAUCAUUAAUUGUUCCUUUGUCAUUCUAUAUACAUUUAAUAAAA